Molecule: messenger RNA, 812 nt
Organism: Bicyclus anynana (squinting bush brown)
Lineage: Eukaryota; Metazoa; Arthropoda; Insecta; Lepidoptera; Nymphalidae
Gene: Cypa
Product: peptidyl-prolyl cis-trans isomerase
Exons: 2
Coding region: 99-596 (165 amino acids)
Biological process (GO): protein peptidyl-prolyl isomerization; protein folding
Cellular component (GO): intracellular membrane-bounded organelle
Molecular function (GO): peptidyl-prolyl cis-trans isomerase activity
Source: RefSeq, a predicted model, not a curated record
UGACUUCUUUAAUUUCCGCCCGGCAUUAACGAGAGACGCAUCGUCAUUCUGCCGUUCUUUUCUUUAAAUAGGUUGGUGAAUUGUAAGGAUUUACUAAAAUGAGCUUGCCCCGAGUAUUUUUGGAUGUGGCCGUCGAUGGUGCACCAUUGGGAAGAAUCGUCGUUGAGUUAAGAACUGACGUCACUCCAAAAACAUGUGAAAACUUCCGUGCGCUAUGCACUGGUGAAAAGGGCUUCGGCUACAGAGGCUCCACCUUCCACCGUGUCAUCCCCAACUUCAUGUUGCAAGGGGGUGACUUCACCAACCACAACGGCACUGGCGGCAAGUCCAUCUACGGGGAGAAGUUUGCUGAUGAGAACUUCAUCCUCAAGCACACCGGACCCGGAGCUCUCUCUAUGGCAAACGCUGGCCCCAACACUAACGGCUCUCAAUUCUUUGUAACCACUGUCAAGACUUCCUGGUUGGACGGCAGACACGUCGUGUUUGGCAAUGUGGUAGAAGGCAUGGAUGUUGUGAAACAAGUGGAAGCCCUGGGCUCCCAGUCUGGCAAGCCAUCCAAGAAGAUUGUCAUCGCUGACUGUGGCCAGCUUUCUUAAGAUACUGUAAUAUUUAUAUAAUAAAACGCAAUAUUUUAAGUUAUGUGUAAUGUCCUCCGAAGCAAACCUUCCCAGUCAGUAUAUAACAUUUAUAAAGUUUGAGGUCAUUCCAAUUAUGUUGUAAAAAAUUUAAACUAUGAUCUAGCAUUGCAACUAAAAAAAUUGCAUUUACUUCUGUGCAUUGUUUAUUCAUAAUAAAUUAACUUAUAUAACUAA